AUGAGUCGGCCAUCAAUCGCGCGCGAGGAGAGGCAGCGGGAGCGGGAACAGAUGAAAAGAAACCGCGAUGUCUUACUGCUCUACGGCUCGGCCUUUGCCAACAUCCCCUACAUUGAACAUGUGCCGAAACAUUGCCCACGGCCGUCUCCAGAUACUGUCCUUACAGCCCUGUGUCAACUGGCCGCCAUCCGACUCAAUGCUGAACGAUGCAUGGUCUCGCUCCUAGACGAAGAAAGCGGUCGCCAACACUGGCUUUCUGAAGCUACGCGCGAUCUUGCACUUCGUCCAGAGAUGCCAGGAGAUGCGCCCGAGACUCUUUGGUUGGGAAACGUGAGUACUCCACGAAGCUGGGGCUUGUGUAAAGAGCUGCUGAGCUUGUCCCCCGAAGACGAACCAGUCUUCUCCAUCGACGAUCUUACCAAAGAUGGAAGAUCCACCUUCCGAGACCACAUCAAGGGCAUCCCUGAGAUGCAUUUCUUCGCUAGCACGGCGCUCAAGAGUCCCAAUGGUUGCAUCGUCGGCUCCAUGUGUGUCUUUGACGGCAAGUCACGUGAUGGGUUAACCAAAGAAGAGGUUGUUCUCUUACGGGGUCUAGCAGCCACCGUUAUGGACCAUCUUCAUACAUACACGGUUCAGGAUUGUUACCGGCGCGGGGAGCGCUUCACUCGCGGCCUUAUCUCAUUUGCCGAAGGCGCUGCAGUCAUAUCGCCACUCGACACAGGCAGCAACAUCGAUCCCACCCAGAAAGAUGCAACGAAUGUAGUACAUCUACAAAGCACCUCAGCUCAUUCACCUCCUAGACCUGACGCGUCUAAACCUGCCAUGCCCUCCGUCGACACGAGUAUCGCUGCAUCUCCUGAAGGGACUGCGAAGCCUACCUCCCCACCUACCUCGCCAGUGUCCAAAACCCGCAGCGAAUCUGUCCGAAAUCAGGCUAUAGAGAAACUUCAAAACGAAAUCUUGCCCAUGAACGCAAAGUCCAUGUUUUCACGAGCUGCCAGUAUUAUGAUGGCUUCCAGCGAUCUCGACGGAGUGCUCAUUCUCGACGCCUCAGUCGCUGCCAAUUACCAGCGACACGGCCCACGGGGCUUUGCAAAUGACACUGACACUCCUUAUGAGUCCGACAUUUCGAAAAUGUCCUCUAGUGACAGCGCAAGUGGUACCGAUGGAAUUGCCUCGAAUUGCGCUUCAUCUCGUUCAAGCUCAAAAAAAUGUCAAGUGCUUGGAAUGGCGACCUAUGACCGGAUUGGCGAGGUACAGCUCGCAGAUAUUCUUGAAGCAGACCUUGGACGACUUCUCCAGGAAUUCCCCAAUGGCAAAAUCAUCACUUUUACUACCAAUGGUCUUAGUCUGUCUUCAAAUGAUGAUAGCUCAGAUCUGCCUGGUGCUGAUGGUGUAAAACCCUCGCAAUCUGGGGAGCCACCGAAGCGAACGGCUAGUCAAAAAUCACUAAAAGGAUCCAAAGCCGUGCAAGCAAUGUUUCCUGGUGCUCGUUGCGUCGCCUUCGUACCAUUCUGGGACUAUGAAAGGAAAAAGAAGCUCCAGAUCAUGUCCAUGUUCUGUGUCGGUUUCAUCAUUACGAUUGUCAGCUGCCUUCGACUCCAGGCCUUUGUGCAAUUUGCUAAAACUCAGAACCCAACCUACGACAAUACUUCCGGUCUUUAUUGGUGCGCGACCGAAUCCAACCUCUUUACAAUCGUUGCCUGCAUGCCAGCCAUGCGUAGUAUCCUGCAUAAGACAUCGAGGCGCUUCCGCGACAUAAGUAGCUACGCAAGCAAGGGUCACUACGACCGUGACGGCUUAGGCAAAGGGUCGUACUUGCGUCAUGACUCCGAGCAGCAGCAAAGGUCUAGGUCUGGCAGUCUUCCAUUUGGUGUAAUCUCUAAGUCGACUGAUGUGAACAUUUACUACACAGAACGAUCGGAUUCGGAUGUUGAGCUAGUUGAUCGCCCGCCUGGUACCUGA
Messenger RNA from Alternaria atra, 1965 nucleotides. RefSeq lists its product as uncharacterized. The record is from RefSeq and is a predicted model, not a curated record. Lineage: Eukaryota; Fungi; Ascomycota; Dothideomycetes; Pleosporales; Pleosporaceae. Bases 1 to 1965 code for a protein of 654 amino acids. Gene Ontology annotation, molecular function: protein binding. The transcript is spliced from 3 exons.